Messenger RNA from Cokeromyces recurvatus, 1147 nucleotides. RefSeq names its product Lactonase, 7-bladed beta-propeller-domain-containing protein. The record is from RefSeq and is a predicted model, not a curated record. The transcript has 2 exons. Gene Ontology annotation, molecular function: protein binding; 6-phosphogluconolactonase activity. NCBI's taxonomy places the organism in Eukaryota, Fungi, Mucoromycota, Mucoromycetes, Mucorales, Mucoraceae. Bases 50 to 1147 code for a protein of 365 amino acids.
UUUUUUUUUUAAUUUUUUUUUAGAAAAAUAAAAUAAAAUAAAUUAAGCAAUGAACAAGAAUAUGUCUGUUUAUGUCUCAGGCUAUACAACUGAUAAAAGUAUCGGUAUAUAUCAAUACAACUUUGAUUCAUCAACAGGAGUUUUGACACCUAAAGGCUUAGCAGCAGAGGCUCUUCAUCCUUCCUAUUUUUGCCUUCAUAAAAGUAACCAGCACAUGUAUGUUGUGAAUGAAAUUACUGGAUUUCAAGGUCAAGAAACAGGUUCAGUCUCAAGUUAUACACGAAACAAGGAGACUGGGGAGUUGAGGUUGAUAAACCAACAGCCUUCAGGUGGUGAAGACCCUUGCUACGUUACCUGUGAUGCUACUGGAAAUUAUAUCUUGGUUGCUAAUUACACAAGUGGCACAACUUCUGUCUUCCCCAUCAUUUCCCCAGGUUCCCCAGAAUCUUCUAUAGGCGAGGCAGUUUCGAUAUCUAAUCAUGCUGAUUUAUACCAGCCCUCUGGAGGUGUCCCUGCUCGUCAAGAAGGACCUCAUGUUCAUUCCAUCGAUCUUGACCCUAUUACUCAACACUAUGCAUUCGCUAACGACCUAGGUUGUGAUGUCCUGGCUACUUACAAAUUUGAUCGUCAACAUACUGGGAAAUUAACUCUUCAUUCGACCUUUGAAUUUCCUAAGGGCUCAGGCCCUCGUCAUCUCAAGUUUGCACCUAACCAUAAUAACUUUUGUUAUCUCGUGACUGAGCUCUCUAAUGAUGUCUAUAUGCUUGAGUUUGAUUCUUAUGAGGGUAAAUUUCGAAAGAUACAACAAAUCUACGCAUUACCUGAAGGUGAGAAGGAAAACCUAGGCUCUGAGAUUGACAUCACGCCCAACGGUAAAUUUUUGUACGUAUCUAUGCGAGGUUAUGAUCUUAUUACGAUCUUUGAGAUUGAUGAAAGAACAGGUAAACUUUCUCUAGUCGGUCAUCAAGAUACAGGUGGUAAACAUCCUCGUCAUUUUACAAUUGAUCCUACAGGAUCCUAUUUAUUAGUUGGAAAUAAGGAUUCUGAUAACAUUGUUGUUUUCAAGAUAAAUCAAAAAACAGGCACAUUAACACAGGUAUCAAGUAUUAAACAUGUUCAACCUACUUGUAUACAAUUUUGGGAAUAA